AUGCUAAAACUCCUUGUGCUGGCGCUUCUAGCCCUAUCUGGAAGUGCUUUCGUGUCUCCGUUGAGAACUUCAGCGACGUCCAACACAGCUCUAUUCAUGAGUGAUUCUGAGGAUUUAAAAACAGGAACCGUCAAAUGGUUCAAUACCAUGAAAGGGUUUGGCUUUAUUUCUCCCACGGACGGAUCAGGAGAUGUUUUUGUGCAUCAGACUGCCAUUAAAUCCCAGGGAUUCCGUAGCUUGGCGGAUGGAGAAGAAGUGGAGUACUUUGAAGAAUUGGACCAGCAGGGCCGAAAGAGGGCAGUCCGAGUCACAGGACCUGACGGCGAGGAUGUCCAGGGAGCGCCGUUUCGCCCAGCCCCAGAAUAUGAUCAGUACUAG
This is a messenger RNA of Seminavis robusta, 378 nucleotides long. NCBI's taxonomy places the organism in Eukaryota, Bacillariophyta, Bacillariophyceae, Naviculales, Naviculaceae. The record is from the annotation of a GenBank genome assembly.